Humulus lupulus (European hop) is the source of this 447-nucleotide messenger RNA. RefSeq lists its product as uncharacterized. The record is from RefSeq and is a predicted model, not a curated record. The transcript has a single exon. NCBI's taxonomy places the organism in Eukaryota, Viridiplantae, Streptophyta, Magnoliopsida, Rosales, Cannabaceae. The coding region runs from base 1 to 447 and encodes 148 amino acids.
AUGUUUGAUGGUGUCAUUCGAAUUUUGAAGAAUUUCAAGUAUGUUUCUAAUCUGUCUAGAAAUUUGGUUUCACUAAGCGUGCUUGAUGAUGCAGAUUAUACAGUAAAAAUAGAGCGUGGAUUCAUGAAGAUUUGUAGAGGUUCAAUAGUAGUUCUUAAAGGAAUCAAGGACUCUCUAUAUUACCUAAUUGGGGAAACAGUAACUAGCAGCAAUACUUUAGCUGAGGCACCAACGGAUCACAAGGCAAUCCUAUGGCAUAAAAUGCUUGGUCAGAUAGGUAAUAAAGGCUUGCAAGUGUUGAAGAAACAAAGUUUACUUAGUAAUGACAAAAUGAGCAAGGUAGAUUUAUGUGAGAAUUGUGUGUGGGGCAAACAUCAUAGAUUAGUUUUCAAAGUUGGACAACAUAAUUCAAGGGGCAUCCUUGAAUACCUAUAUGUAGACCUAUGA